CAGAAGGCGCUCCGGCCGCGCCCCCGCCUCCCGCUCACGCUCGGCGCCGCGAGCCGCGCGUAACGAUAUUUGGAUCUGAACUGCAUUUUUGAAUUCAUCAUUACUUACAAUGUCACCAUCAGAUGGAAAUCCAGUUGGAUGCACUCCCCCAGAUGGAGGCUGGGGAUGGGCAGUGGUUGUUGGAGCUUUUUUUUCCAUUGGCUUCUCUUGUGCGUUUGGCAAAUCUAUUUCUGUAUUUUACAAAGAAAUUGAAGGAAUAUUUAAUGCCAGCACCAGCGAAGUGUCAUGGAUAUCUUCCAUCAUGUUUGCUGUCAUGUGUGGUGGAGUAUAAUGUUGAAGAAAAGUGGUGAUGGUCCUAUCAGCAGUAUCCUGGUGAAUAAAUAUGGCAGUCGUCCAGUCAUGAUUGUUGGCGGCUGCUUGUCAGGCUGUGGCUUGAUUGCAGCUUCUUUCUGUAACACUGUGCAGGAACUUUACUUGUGUAUUGGACUUGUUGGAGGUCUUGGGCUUGCCUUCAACUUGAAUCCAGCUUUGACCAUGAUUGGCAAGUAUUUCUAUAAGAGGCGACCCUUGGCAAAUGGACUGGCCAUGGCAGGCAGCCCUGUGCUCCUCUCUACCCUGGCCCCCCUCAAUCAGGUUCUCUUUGGUAUCUUUGGCUGGAGAGGAAGCUUCCUAAUUCUUGGGGGGAUUCUACUAAACUGCUGUGUGGCUGGAGCCCUGAUGCGGCCAAUAGGGCCCAAGCCAACCAAUGCAAAGAAAGAGAGGUCUAAAGAAUCCCUUCAGGAAGCCGGAAAACCUGAUGCACAAAAAGGGGCAGGUGAUGCAAAUACAGAAUUUAAUGGCAGAAACGCCAAAGAGGAGAAACAAUCAAUUUUUCAAACAGCUAACAAAUUUCUGGACUUAUCCCUCUUCACACACAGAGGCUUUGUACUGUACCUCUCUGGGAAUGUGGUAAUGGCUUUUGGGCUGACUACACCUUUAGUCUUUCUUAGUAAUUAUGGCAAGAGUCAGCAUUACUCUAGUGAGAAGUCCGCCUUCCUUCUUUCCAUUCUGGCUUUUGUCGACAUGGUAGCCAGACCUUCUAUGGGACUUGUAGCCAACACAAAGUGGAUAAGACCUCGAGUUCAGUAUUUCUUUGCUGCUUCUAUCGUUGCAAAUGGAGUGUGUCAUCUGCUAGCACCUUUGUCCUCCAGCUAUAUUGGGUUCUGUGUCUAUGCGGGAUUCCUUGGAUUUGCAUUUGGGUGGCUCAGCUCCGUAUUGUUUGAAACACUGAUGGACCUUGUUGGACCUCAGAGGUUCUCCAGCGCUGUGGGAUUGGUGACCAUUGUGGAAUGCUGUCCUGUCCUGCUGGGGCCACCACUUUUAGGUCGUCUCAAUGACAUAUAUGGAGACUACAAAUACACAUACUGGGCGUGUGGCAUAAUCCUAAUCGUUGCGGGCAUCUAUCUCUUCAUUGGCAUGGGCGUCAAUUAUCAUCUUCUGGCAAAAGAACAGGAAGCAGAGAAGAAGCAGAAAAAGGACAGUAAGGAGGAGAUGACCGGUGUAGAUGUUGCUGGGAAACCAAAAGAAGUUACCAAUGCAGCAGAAUCUCCAGAGCAGAAAGGCACAGAAGGUGACCCCAAAGAGGAGAUUCAUCCAGUCUGAAAUCACAGAUAAACAGAGGAGCUUCGGACCAAAGACACCUGAAAAAUCCUACUGAAGCACAUUCUACUAGUGGUGCUUACCACAGACAGCGGACAUUUCUGUGGAAGUCACACCAGCUGUUCACUGAGGAAAUUUUUAUUUCAUUCUUUUACAGCAGUCAUAAUAAAUAUGUCACAUCCUUUGGGGAAAGGGGAUUUGCCAAAGGUGACAGAAGGCAAAAGCUUUUAUUUGAAGUCAUAUUUAUUAAGGUGUACUUUACAUAUAGUACAAAUCCCUUUUAUAAGAGUAAAGUUUGAUGAAUUUUGACAGAGUAUUUAGUCAAAUAACUACCACCCCAAUAUGAACAUUUUGAAGAGCCAAAACACUUCUCUCUUGCCCCUUUGCAGUCAAUCCCCUUUCCUUACCUACAGCCUCUGGCAGCCGCUGAUCUGAUUUCUGUCCCCUAUAGUUUUACCUGUUCUAGAGUGGAAUAAAUGGAAUCACAUAGUAUGUAGCUGGCAUAAUGAGAAAUGUAUAUUUGGUCUUUGUCCCUAGUUUCUGGUACACAGCUCCUAAAAUCCUUGGAUUCUCUGGAAUGAUGAGUGUCCUUUGCAUGCUAAUUUGAUGACUGGUAGCUGGGAUCUCCUAGAAGGCGUCAGGAUAGGGGCUGGCCUCCAGAAAGAGCAAGGCAUGAGGAGACUUUCAGCCCCACCCUGUGACCUCUGGGGAGGAGGGAGGGGCUGGAAGUUGAGUUCAGUCACUAACAGCCCAUGAUUUAGUCAAUCAUGCCUACAUGAUGAAACCCCUAACUACAGGGUUCAGAGAGCUUCCUGGUUGGUGAAUACAUUGAAGUGCUGAGAGGGCAUGGAGGCUCCAUGUGACUCCUCCCCACCAUAUCUUGCCCUGUGUGUCCUAUGCAUCUCUUCCAUUUGCUGUUCCUGGGUUGUAUC
Equus quagga is the source of this 2570-nucleotide messenger RNA. Its product is annotated as monocarboxylate transporter 1-like. The transcript is spliced from 6 exons. Lineage: Eukaryota; Metazoa; Chordata; Mammalia; Perissodactyla; Equidae. Gene Ontology annotation, biological process: transmembrane transport; monocarboxylic acid transport. Gene Ontology annotation, cellular component: membrane. The record is from RefSeq and is a predicted model, not a curated record. Bases 286 to 1641 code for a protein of 451 amino acids. Gene Ontology annotation, molecular function: monocarboxylic acid transmembrane transporter activity.